AUGCCACCUAAGAAGCAAAUCGAAUACAAGGCCAGAAUCCUAUUUCUACAUGGAUUUGCUCAGAGCUCGUCUGUAUUUUAUGCCAAAACCUCUGCAUUACGCAAGAAACUCCAGAGUUUGCAGUACAAGUCUAUCUAUCUCAAUGCACCAGUCAAUUUGACUCCAGCGCAGUUGCCUUCCAGCGACUCGUUGUCCAAGUUCAAUACGGUGGUUUCUACGGAGGAGGAAGAAACCAACUAUCGUGGCUGGUGGACCAGAAAGCCAGACGGAACAUACGAAGUUGAAGAUGCUAUAGAGACAGUUAGAGACUACAUUAACAACAACCUGAUCAUUGUGGGGUCGCCCGAGGAUGAAAAGGCAAACAACACAAGUGAUAGCGACUUGGAAUUGCCUAUUGCUGGUAUUAUCGGCUUUUCUCAGGGAGCUGCAUUUGCUGGUGCACUUGUGCAUACGUUUGACGAAUUGUUUGGUGUUGAGCCCCUUGAGUUUGCUGUCUUGUAUUCUGGUUUCAAGAUCGAUACUCGGAUAAUGCCUCAAUAUAAGAAACUUUAUAGUGAGAGGGACGGAGAAGACACCAAAGCCAGACUUUUGCAUGUGGUGGGUGAAUUAGAUACUGUUGUGGGAGAUGACAGAGGGUACACAAUGUAUGACGACACCAAAAAGAAUCUGCACCUUUUGAAGCAUCCAGGAGGACACUUUGUGCCCAACUCCAAGUUGCUGAUUGACCAGGUGACAAACUGGAUGGCUGGCAAAAAUGAGGUAGAGGUGAAGGAGAAGCCUAAAGAUGAUGUUGCAGACUUGUUGGCCAUGAUCGAUAAACUUGGAGGGUAA
Sungouiella intermedia is the source of this 831-nucleotide messenger RNA. The record is from the annotation of a GenBank genome assembly. NCBI's taxonomy places the organism in Eukaryota, Fungi, Ascomycota, Pichiomycetes, Serinales, Metschnikowiaceae.